Messenger RNA from Candoia aspera, 1888 nucleotides. RefSeq names its product interleukin 1 receptor associated kinase 4 (gene IRAK4). Gene Ontology annotation, biological process: protein phosphorylation; signal transduction. Gene Ontology annotation, molecular function: magnesium ion binding; protein serine/threonine kinase activity; ATP binding. Lineage: Eukaryota; Metazoa; Chordata; Lepidosauria; Squamata; Candoiidae. The record is from RefSeq and is a predicted model, not a curated record. The coding region runs from base 164 to 1561 and encodes 465 amino acids. The transcript has 12 exons.
UCCGGAUUAAAGGGAAGCGGCAGCGAGGAAGUUCCCAUCUUGGGCAAUGGGCUGAUGAGGCUGGGGGGCGUGGCCGUUUUUCUGCUUUGGUGGGUCGGAGCGCAAAACUUCCGAAGUGAGCGGUGUGGCGCUUCCUUGUCGGCGAGUGUAUGUUGAAUCAGAAAUGAGCAACUCCAUAACACCUUCUACCUUUGUACGCUCCCUUGGCUAUGGAAUGAUGAGACAACUGGCAGAUUUCAUUGAUCCACAAGAAGGUUGGAAGAAAUUAGCUGUAGAUAUAACAGAUUCAUCUGGUGCAAAACGGUAUAACCAAAUUCAUAUAAGGCGAUUUGAAGCAUUAAAACAAGUAGGAAAAAGUCCCACCUGUGAAUUACUUUAUGACUGGGGGACCUUAAACUGUACAGUUAGUGAUUUGGUGGAUCUCCUCAUCAGAAAUCAGUUCUUGGCACCAGCAAGUCUUUUGAUUCCAGAUUCUCUAAGCAUGACAAAAGACAUGACAGUGUCUCUACCCUUACCGGAAACUGUACUCCUAAAUAAAAAAGAACCUCUUGUAGGAGUCAAGGAAAUGCCAGCUGAAUUGCCACUCUUGGUUCCAAAUAAUGGCCACCUAAGGUCAAGUUGUUGUGAUCUGAGUUCAGAAAAGACGUGCAAUCAUCUCAAUGAUACAGGAUUGAAAAGCUUCUUGUUUCUUGAGCUGAAAAGUAUUACAAAUAACUUUGAUGACCGAACUGUGUCAGCUGGUGGCCACAAGAUUGGUGAAGGAGGCUUUGGAGUGGUUUACAAAGGAUGCAUCAAUGGCCAAACAGUGGCAGUGAAAAAACUUACAGCUUUGGCUGAUGUAAGUAUCGAAGACCUGAAAAAGCAGUUUGAGCAAGAAAUAAAAAUUAUGGCAAAAUGUCAACAUAAGAACUUAGUAGAACUGCUUGGUUUCUCAAAUGAUUUUGAUCAGCCUUGCUUAGUGUAUGAUUAUAUGCCCAAAGGCUCCUUGCUUGAUAGAUUAGCUUGUCUGGACAACACUUCACCAAUACCUUGGGAAACUAGAUGCGACAUUGCUUACGGUGCAUCAAAUGGAAUCUCUUUCCUGCAUGAAAAUAACCACAUUCACCGAGAUGUUAAAAGUGCGAAUAUCUUGUUAACUGAAACAUUUGUGCCAAAACUUUCUGACUUUGGGCUUGCAAGGGCAUCGGUAAGAUUCACACAUACUAUUCUAACAGAUAGAAUUGUUGGAACAGCAGCCUAUAUGGCUCCAGAGGCUUUGAGAGGGGAGAUAACUCCCAAAUCAGAUAUCUUCAGUUUUGGUGUGGUAUUACUGGAAAUAAUAACUGGGCUUAUUCCUGUGGAUGAAAAUCGGGAUCCCCAGUUACUGCUAACCAUCAAAGAGGAAAUUGAAGAUGAAGAAAAGACUAUUGAAGAUUAUGUUGAUAAAAAAAUCAGCAACUGGAAUAUCGCAUCAAUUGAAAAGAUGUAUUCACUUGCUUCCCAGUGUCUGCAUGAGAAGAAGAACCGGAGGCCAGAUAUUGAAAGGGUCAAACAACAUUUGGAAGAAAUGUUGAUUGAAUGAGAUCACUUCUGUAUCUUGACUUGGUGUUUAAACAAACCUGUUUUUAUAUUCUGACUUGAAUAUGUGUUCCUCUGUGAUGGUUAUUCAGUGUUUUUUAAAUAAAUGCAAUAAGGUUUGUGGCCCUUCCUUUUGUUUUCUUAGAUUUAAUAAGGAAGUAUUUCUUAAAAUGCUGAGAUUACUAACAGAAACUAUCAUAAAUCAGGACUACAGUAUAGUGAUAAAAAUGUAUUAUUCAGUAAAAACAAGAUGACAUCUGAAACAAAGUUCCUAUGGUCACAUUAUCUUGUCUUUUUUAAUCAUGUAUGUUUCUAUUUUAAAACCAAAUAU